Ustilago hordei is the source of this 1422-nucleotide messenger RNA. RefSeq lists its product as uncharacterized. The transcript has a single exon. Bases 1 to 1422 code for a protein of 473 amino acids. NCBI's taxonomy places the organism in Eukaryota, Fungi, Basidiomycota, Ustilaginomycetes, Ustilaginales, Ustilaginaceae. The record is from RefSeq and is a predicted model, not a curated record.
AUGACCUCCGCUGUGCCUGCCCCAACGCGGGCCUACACCUCGCUGGGCCCGCUUCCACCAUCGAUCCGCGCUCCUCAGCCAAUGCCUGCGCCGCUCAGCCGAGUCGCGCUAGCCGCCAAGCAGAACCAGAUCCUCGCGCUCCAAGCUCUUCAAGCUGCUGCUGCUGCAUCCGCCUCGGCUUCUUCUUCGUCCUCUUCCUCGUCGGCUGCCGGCUCCCCUCCACCCUCGUCUUCCUACAUCAAGUCAUCCAGUGGCGCCGUCUACGCUGCUUAUGCCAAGCGUGGCCGCAAAUUUCAAGCUUUCCGCGCUCCUUCGCUGGACAAGGCGCCCAAAGAGGCGCUCCCCGCUAGCACAACCGUCACCACCACUAAGCUGAAACCGCUAAUCGUCACCAGCACACCGCACUGGUCUGCAGAGGGAUCUCAGCCCCUGUUCGACCCUAACUCUGGCAGGCGCUCCGAGGUGUACUCGCUCACCAACGACCGCUAUCCUGGCGCGCCAGGCACCGCCCUCGCCAAGGCACGCGAAGCUCAGCAGAAAGCUAUCCAAUCUGCUAAGCGCGAAGCUGCCAAGAAGCUGGCUUCCAAGGCUGAGCUCGAGCAUCUCGGUGUCAAGGGUCUCAGCAAGAAGCGCAAGAGCUGUAGCCCCUACGCAACCGUUGGUGGCGCUGUGCCCGCGGCUGUGGUCGUUCAAGCAGCUGUGUCGAGCAGUUCCAGGGCCGCACAGGACCAUACUGCUGGCCAAGCUAUGAGCCGUGAUUCGUUCCGUGGUCGUAAUUCUGCUAAACCUUCAUCCGAGGCCAACCUUACCGUCCCUUCUGCAAGCCGAUCGCGAAGACCAGCUUCUCGCGCAUCCUCUCCAGCUCCUACUGCCGCGCAAAGCUCAACGGGACGACGUACAGGCACUCGAUCUGGAUCCGCCGCUCCAGUUGAGGAAGACUCGAGCAACAACCGAGGUAACAACCGUAGCUCACCGACGCGUGGCACGAGCCCCCCCGAGAACAGCAAGAACCACCACGGCCUCGCCUCGACCGCACCUUUCCAGAGUAGUCCGCUUGCUGCCAGCGCCAUUACAAUGGAGCCGCUCUUGGACACUGAUGAUGCCGAACAGAAUGACAGCAAGCCCAACACAUCCGAUGUCGACACUUCGCCUUCUGCUGCAUGUUCUGCCGCGACUAAGCGCAAGGCCAGUGCUCUUAGCCAAGUGGUGCUUACCGACGAGGUAGAAGCUGCGGCGGUCUCCGAAUCGCUCGAGGAAGUGUGCAAGCGACUCAAGCGCGACGAUCAGGACGCAGGCAAGGACGGAGCUGAUGACGAAGCAGCGACAAGAGCAAUCAAGGAAGGCUCUCCUUCUUCCGUCUCGUCUAGCCGCCGCACUUCUCCCAGAAUGACCUCGCGCCGCAUUGUUGCGGAGGCUGCGUGA